AAAUCCAUCCUUCCUUGGCUGAGGGAGCGCAGCUCCGUCGUCCUCUGGAGAGUCCAUGGACCUCCAGAAGUUGCUGAUUGUUGGAUUUCUUCUGUGUCCUCUAAUUUGCUUCUUAGAACCUCUGGUUUCCUCUUCAUCAUUUUUAACUUCUGUUGGACUACAAGAGGAGGGAAGAUCAGAACCUGUCUCAAGGGGAAAGGACAAGUCCUGGCUGAACAACAUCAGGGAUUACGUGUGGGAUCUCAUCAAAAGCACCCUACCUCGGGCAGCCAUUUUGGCCUUUCUUUUGAGCUCCGCAGUAAUGGGAACCCUCUGCUGCCUCACGUAAGCUGCUGUGGGAUGAGGGGAAGGGAGGAGAAAGGGAACCCGAGCGAGACACAGGAGCAUUCAGAUUCCACACCAGCCUGCACGUCGGUAACUCAGGGAAAAUAAGGAAUGUGAUUCUGAACCCAAGGUGUGGCGGUUGAGUCCAAGUUCGUUGUUUUGCAAAACCGAAGAAUGGAUUUGUGGACAAAAACGGUU
Pipistrellus kuhlii (Kuhl's pipistrelle) is the source of this 522-nucleotide messenger RNA. RefSeq names its product small integral membrane protein 9 (gene SMIM9). The transcript is spliced from 2 exons. NCBI's taxonomy places the organism in Eukaryota, Metazoa, Chordata, Mammalia, Chiroptera, Vespertilionidae. Bases 56 to 328 code for a protein of 90 amino acids. The record is from RefSeq and is a predicted model, not a curated record.